UCAUUUACCUAUUUUGCUAGAGCACUAAGUGGAGUUGUUAUGAAAAGCUCCAUUACUCAAAUUGAAAGGAGAUUUGAUAUAUCCUCCUCUGUUGCUGGAUUAAUUGAUGGAAGUUUUGAAAUCGGAAAUUUGCUUGUUAUUGUAUUUGUAAGUUACUUUGGAUCCAAGCUACACAGACCAAAGUUAAUUGGAAUCGGUUGCGUAAUUAUGGGAACUGGGAGUCUUUUGACGGCUUUACCACAUUUCUUCAUGGGACAUUAUAGGUAUUCUAAAGAAUAUAAUGUUAACCUGCCAUCGAACUCAACAUCAAGGCUGCCAAUCUGUUCAACUAAUCAAAAUUUAUUAUUCAAUAGAUCAUCACCAGAAACAGUGGGAAAUGGUUGUGUAAAGGAAUCUGGGUCCAACAUGUGGAUUUAUGUCUUAAUGGGCAAUAUGCUUCGUGGAAUUGGGGAAACCCCAAUUGCACCCUUAGGAAUUUCUUACAUUGAUGAUUUUGCUAAAGAAGGACAUUCUUCUUUUUAUAUAGGUAGUUUGAAUGCAAUAGGAAUGCUUGGUCCAGUUGCUGGCUUUCUCAUGGCGUCUCUGAUUGCUAGACUAUAUGUGGACAUUGGAUUUGUAGAUCUAAGCAGUAUCCGAAUAACUCCUAAGGAUUCUCGUUGGGUUGGUGCUUGGUGGCUUGGUUUCCUUGUGGCUGGAACACUCUCUCUUAUUGCAUCAAUUCCAUUCUUUUUCCUUCCAAAAAGUCUGAAUAAACAAGAGAAAGGUAGAAAAGAUUCGAUAUCUUCACAUACUAGUAAAACAAAAGAAGCAAGUAAGUUAUCGGCCAAAUUAAUCAACCAUGAGCAACAUAUUACAGAAAAUGUGACUGGCUUCUACCAGUCCUUGAAAAAUAUCCUUACCAACCCCCUAUAUAUUACAUACUUGAGUAUGUCAUUAUUAUACUUCAGCAGCUUUGCUGGUGCUCUUACGUAUAUCUUCAAAUACGUAGAACAACAGUAUGGUCAGUCAAUAGCUGAUGCAAACUUUUGGAUAGGAAUCAUCACCAUACCUACUAUUUCAUUUGGACUAUUUAUAGGAGGAUAUAUCAUUAAAAAAUUCAAACUCAGUCUAUGGGGAAUUGCGAAAUUAUCCUUCUCUUGUUUUUUGCUGUCAUUCCUGUGCCAAUUAAAUAAUUUAUUCCUAACCUGUGAAACCAAAUCUGUUGCAGGCCUAACCUUGACCUAUAAUGGAAAAAACCCAGUAACGUCUCAUAUAAAUGUAUCACUCUCUUAUUGCAACAUGGAUUGCAAUUGUGAUGAAAGCCAAUGGGAACCAGUCUGUGGAGAAAAUGGAAUAACUUAUGUGUCACCUUGUCUCGCAGGAUGCACAUCUUCAGGUACUAAUCCAAAGUCAAAAGUUUUUUAUAACUGUCAUUGUGUGGAUAUGGCUGAUUUCCCAAACAGAAACAACUCAGUCCGUUUGGGUGAAUGUCCAAGAAAAGAUCAUUGUAAAAAGAAAUUUUACUUGUUUUUAGUAGUGCAAGUCAUGGGUAGUCUUAUAAGUUCACUGGGAUCCACCCCGGCUUUCAUGCUGGUUUUUAAAAAUGUCAAACCAGAACUCAAAUCACUUGCAGUGGGUUUCCACUCACUGACUAUACGAUCUCUAGGAGGAAUUCUGUCUCCUAUAUAUUUUGGAGCUCUGAUUGAUAGAACAUGUUUGAAGUGGUCCAUUGACAAUUGUGGAAAGCAAGGAACUUGUAGAAUAUAUGAUUCCAAAUUAUAUGGAAAUUAUUACAUCAGCCUAAGUUUGUCCUUAAAAAGUGGAGCACUUGUUUUAUUUUGUAUAUUUCUUUGUCUUACAAAGAAGAAGCAUCAAGGAAAAGAUACCAAAUCAGAAAAUGGAAAAAGAGUGAAUGAAGAAAACUUAGAACCUUUAAACAAUAAUGGACAUUUUGUAUCUUCCACUGCAGGAGAUGGUGAAACACAUAUUUAA
Molecule: messenger RNA, 1971 nt
Organism: Elephantulus edwardii (Cape elephant shrew)
Lineage: Eukaryota; Metazoa; Chordata; Mammalia; Macroscelidea; Macroscelididae
Gene: SLCO1B3
Product: solute carrier organic anion transporter family, member 1B3
Exons: 13
Coding region: 40-1971 (643 amino acids)
Biological process (GO): transmembrane transport; sodium-independent organic anion transport
Cellular component (GO): membrane
Molecular function (GO): protein binding
Source: RefSeq, a predicted model, not a curated record